AUGCCGCUGUACCUCUCUGAUAAAAGUAUUAGUGUACAGUUAUUUCAUGAAAGCGCAAUAUGCACAUCAGUGAAAGCGACUGCUUGUCCCACCACCAUUCAUCAAUCCCUCCGUCCAAUAGUUGAGACCCCUGAGGAUUUAUCGGCGGCGUUAACGGACUACAUUUCAGUGAUAUCCAUUGUAGAUGCUAAUGAAGCAUUUCUUUUUCUUCUAGAUCUUGUGAACGAUACUGAGAGUGUUGCUGUGACUUGGUGUAUCCAUUUACUGCCGCCUUAUCGCGACUAUCUGAUCGAUUAA
Molecule: messenger RNA, 297 nt
Organism: Loa loa (African eye worm)
Lineage: Eukaryota; Metazoa; Nematoda; Chromadorea; Rhabditida; Onchocercidae
Exons: 1
Coding region: 1-297 (98 amino acids)
Source: RefSeq, a predicted model, not a curated record